Molecule: messenger RNA, 7615 nt
Organism: Paramacrobiotus metropolitanus
Lineage: Eukaryota; Metazoa; Tardigrada; Eutardigrada; Parachela; Macrobiotidae
Product: ectopic P granules protein 5 homolog
Exons: 7
Coding region: 165-7394 (2409 amino acids)
Biological process (GO): autophagosome maturation
Cellular component (GO): cytoplasm
Source: RefSeq, a predicted model, not a curated record
GAAACGCUGGCUCAUCACACUUUUGGAUUCAGCACAAGACUGAUUAAACUUCUUUCCUUAAUUGUUUUUUUAAACUUUUUGAAUUAUAUCAUAUCAUAUUCUACGACUUAUACAUAGUUGUAUAUGUCGAAGCAUGAGAAGGUUUCGCUGACGUUUGGUGUACAAUGGAAGCAGUAAAAACGCGGAAACCUAAAUCCCAGAAGCUUAAGGAGAACUCGACCGAAGUGGCUGUCGAAGAUGAGGACGAAAGAAUUCCCGUUCUCGAUGCACAGUUCCUGGCAGACAUUGCUGAUGAUUUGGGCCAUUUGGCACGUGCAAGUGCACAGCCUCUUCCUGAACAGGAAGAAAAUGUGAUACAGAUUGAUUCGGAACUGGAGGAUCACACAGGGGACGCAGAAAAAAGCACAGAACAGCCUGUGAAUCAUGUUCUCGACCCAUCUGUCCAAGGUGCGGAGCACAUCGCUGAGGAACAACCUUCUGCAAUCAGCGCACAACGCACGAUCGCGAAACCAGCGAAUCCUUUUGCCAGAGCAGCGGAGCCUGCAGCUGUUGCUUCCUCUGUUUUGUCCGUCAGGCAGGAUGUUGUCGAAAGACCCAGAGAAUCUUCUCCAGCGGUCAUGAAUAGGGAAUCUCUGUCUUCGCGGUUGAUGUAUCCUUCACUGAAGGAAACUAGCAAAGCCACCGAACUACGGCCUCUUUCACGAGCAGAGAUUAAAAUAUACUUCACCAACGCAGAAGCAGGAGCAUUGGAAGCGAUUACGGACCACUUUAUCGAGUCAAAUGCGGUGGCGGCAUUCGUGAAGCAUCCCUUGUAUAUUUACCUGAUGGAGUAUUUAAAGGCUCUCACAGCCUAUGAGAAUUCCAUUCAAGAUCUGCACAAUCUGAUUAAAGCUUACGAAGGAUCUCGGGAUGGUGUCUGGAAAAUAACCGAUAACCGCGUCGCGGAGAAUUCUCGAUGCGCCGACAGCAACAAAGUGACUGGCGAGCAUUUUUAUCGACAGUGCCAUCUUGACCAGAAUGCCCUGAAGGAUCUCGGUACGAAUCUGGAAAAAAUCCGGGAACUGUUGUACAGAACAUCAUUUAACCACAAAUGCACAGCCGAGUUGGCGCGUUUCCAGGUGGAAUCCUUUCUGUACAGUGCUGUGCGAAGAAAUCCCGUAACAUCCAGCAUAGCCGAUUCAUCGAGUUUUGUGCCGCACGCAGGAUGUAUUAAAAUGUCCGAAACGUCGGAGUUGCGCGUUUGCAUUGGUGUUCUGUUUUCUUUUCAUCGUAUUCCGCUCGGAAGUGAAAAAUUCCGUGAAGACAUCAAGUUGUGGUUGUGCGGAUGUGUGGGAAUUUUGAUUCGCUAUUCGACAUUUUAUGAUCAGCUUUUUGUACUCAAUCAAAUACUCCGUUGUCCUUCGCCAGUGAUUCAGUGGUCUGCAGCAUUUCUGCAAAUCGCUCUUCCGAAUUCGUUCACUCCAAAAUCAUGCAAUGACCCCUUUGUAAAGCAUUUUAUCGUCAUGCUCCGUGUUUUACUUCUACCUGUAAAGGCAAAAACUGAAUUCCUGUCGCAUCUGGCGCUGGAUACUUUGGAGAAUGACGAUGCUGAUGCCAGUUGGAUUGUGGUGGAUCCCGAUGCGGACGGACAGGAGUUAAUGGGGGGAUCGGUCACCGAAGUGCAGGAAAAUGAUAUAUUUGUGUUACUCGCUCAGUUCCCAUUUAGCAGACUGUUUUCUACUGUGUUUGGCUCAGAUUUUCUUGAUCUGGAACCAUUCGGCAUGAUAGUCGAGUACGAUGUUUUGGCUUUAUUUGGGUUCUGUUAUGAGUUUUUGGAUGUGAUAUCCGAAGGUUUCAGUAAUCCUACUCUGAGCAAAUACUCUAGAUUUAACAAGAAAGCGGCACAAAUUGUUCGAGAAAUCGUCGCGCAUCUCAAAGAAUUUUGGGAACGCUUUGCCGAAGCGACCACAUUACCUUCCAGCAUUACUGCCAACCUGAAGCUGCAGUUGGAAGAGAUCAUUGUUCGUGGUUUUGCGAUCCUCACCCAAACCGGAAACAGCGGCACGAUGCAGUUUCUUGUUGGAUGGCCGUCGGCCUGUUUGUCGGCUGCUAAUAUUUGGCGAAUUGUGUGUCUCGUAGAAGAUCCGCUCAGCAAAGAGAUUGCCUAUCUUCCCGAGGUCAGCCGGUGGAAAGCCAUUUUGAACGAGGCGCACCGUAGCGAUAAAAUGCAGGAGCGAUUGCGAAACUUGGACGAAGCGAGCGCAACGUAUCUCUUGACCGCCCUGUCCAAUGUUAUUGAAAACUGUGAUAAAACGUUAUUGGAUCUUGUAGAAACGAUCACGUUGGAGAUUUUGCGCCUGUCGUUUUUGGGGCCUUUACGUACUACGUAUGCGCGCACUGGGAGAGAUAUCGUUGUUGGCAUAUGCCAAAAGCAUCCGGAGAUCAUAACCGAGGUGCUUGGUUUCGUUCGGCGUCAUUUGGAUCAAAUUGGUUCGAUGGCGGUUUUUCUGUUCCAGCAGAUGCCAUUAAAACAAUGGGACAUCGAACGGGCUGACUUGGAAACUAUAUGUGAAUGGUUGGUAAAUGUGCAGACGGUGCAAGAUGUCCCGAGUUUGUUAGCACGGGAGAUCCUGUCUAGUUUAAACUGGGGCUUUCUAGAAGAUGGAACGUUGUUCCUACGAGCGAAUUACCACCAUUACGUGGCAGUGGCCAUUGUGGAAGUGUUUUUGAAAUUUAUUUCCAGUAAACGACGUCGUGCACUGUUGUACGAAAGCCUUUUGCGGCUGUCGCAUAUGAUGACAACGGGGAAGGCCACUCCGGAGCAACAGUUUGUUGGCUGGUGCUGGGAAGUUUUGUUGGAUCUAAAAUUACAUCGCAUACAACAGCUUCGUGAGGCCGUCAGCUUACUACGAAAUAACGCCAUCAUGGAUGAUGAUGUACCUAGUCUGGCAAAAAAUCUUGUGCAUCUCGGUCCGCUUCAGGCUGUGGAACAAAGGCAGCCCAUGGCCUGCUUUGUGACAUUAUUGAUGACCGACAUCGGGCACUCGACCACGGGAAUUUUAGAUAAAGGACUGGAUUGGCUUGCGGCGCUGGUGGAAAACUAUCUGUACAUUCCUAGUUUGCAAGUGCUGGAAAUCAUUACUCCUUUGUUCUUUGCUAAUAAUCAGUUCAUCUAUCUCCUGCAACAAGAUCAGUUCCAUAAUAUCAUCAAUUCCAUAUUACAAGCAGAUGCGACAUACGUUCGGAUGGUAAAAAACCUGCUGGUUGUGGACUUUCCAGGAAAAAUUUUGCGAACGUUUGGAAAUAUGCUGCUUCAUCAAUUGAUGAAUUCGGGGGCCAAUUUGCCAUUGGCCAUACGAAUUUGGGCGAGAAUUUUGACAUCGUUGAAGAACUGGAACCGCACCCGCGAAGUGUUAUUUAUACUGGAUCAGAUUAUCAAAUUCGCUUUUUAUUCUAACGAACUGGACAUUCUUUUGGCUGUUGUUAAAGAAGCGUACGAAGAAUUCCGUCAAAUGCGACCAGCCCGUGGCAGCGGUGCCAUGACGUCGUUGGUAUCAUGGAUGACUUCCGGUGCUAAUCCGGCUUAUGUACCAGUGGAGAUUCACCUGCUGAUUGAAGUUCCGUGGUUGGCGUACGUCAUUUUACGCGUGGAAACCGAAGCCUCUGCACCGUUAUGGACGACAUUGAUCGAGGAGAUUACCGUUGAGAAGAAGCCUUUUGAAAAUGGAUUAAAAAAGGCUGCACAUGAUUUAGGGAUUGUUGUUCCGGCUGUGACGGACUUGCCAGUUCACCGUUUGGCACAGUUGGUGAUAGCAAUUGAUGUUGAAGCGGAAGCGUUUCCUCUAUUAUGCCAGGAGUUUUUUCAGUUAUUUUUGCGGCGGGGAAGCAAUCACUGCUCUGUAGGCGAUCAAUUUUUGCUGUCUGCUUGGGGAACUAAGUUGCUCAAACCUAUUAAACAGAAAUUCAAAGAAGCUGCGGAAACGUACAGAAAAAACGCCGGAUCACCGGAGCAUCGUCAUCCGCAGUUUUACGAGGAUCUUCAGCAUGCGAUGAAUGCAUUUUCUUUUUGGAUGGACGAACCGAAACUGCAUCAGUCCAGCCUCUAUCUGCCAUCUCUCCCUUCCGAAUACGAACCUGAGUUACUUGGUAGCAUUCUUUCAGCCAGAUGUGCGCCCUGGAUUCAGUUUGUUGAUCUGCAGAGUAUGUUUGCCACCAUGCGUUCCCAGGCCGAACACUGGAUUCCUUUCGAUGUUCAUGUUCCUCGGCGACGCUCUAUGGGUUUAAUAUCGCCCACACGAAUGCAAGAGUGCCCGAUGAACCCUCCCAGUACAUAUUCUAACCAAGCUCCCUUUGAGCCGGUGGACCUGCACGUUCUUAUGGAUCCGUCACGCGUUGUCCCACUGUUACGACCCGAUUUAACUGUGAUUGAGGGAUCGGCGAAAUCAUACAGCACCACUGUGUCCGAGCAUGUGGGAUUGGAUAUGACCUUCUUGGAAAUGAUAACGGAGGUGAAUUCGAAUGUGGACAGGGAAAUCACCGUACUCGUAGCUUGCCGAAAGGGACAAUGCUCGGGCCCUGCGGAAAUCGCUUUGCGGUUUCGUGAGUUUGUUCGGAACGAAGCGGUGUAUCGUGGUUAUGUGCAGAAUCGAGAGAACUGGGGAAAAGUUGUUGCUGUUGCGCAGAACAUUAGUUUAAAGAAAGUGGUUACGGCCAUUGUGAGAUUUGAAGCGGCUGUCUCGGAAUUGAUUCGCCUUAAUAAUACUCUGGAUUCCAAGGAGAAUGAAAAAGUUAGGGAGGUUGGAGCGAUGUUGUUUUACCAUAUUUUAGCGUAUGUGGGUGAUGAGUCAGAUGAACACCCUUUAGCUAGAAAGUUUUUCCACUCAUGUGUGGAAAUUUUGGGCCAGUAUUUUGUAGCGAACCAAUCCGUACAGUGUGGGUCGUUAUUGGAGACUUGUUUGAAUAAUCAGAAAGCGGUGCCGAUGUUGUUACCGCAUUUGACGCCAAAUAUCGUGCCCAGCCAGUUUCUUGGAAUGUACCGAAAAAUUCAACAAAGGCUGCAGAACAAGAACAACGAUGUCUUGAUGCACAUGCUGUCCACAUUCGAUGUUGCGCGUUGGCUUUCGGACCCAUCCGUAGACAUCAACAGUCGCUUGGAAUUGUUAAGCAUUCUCGCAUACGGAAUCAGCCAGCUGGGAUUUUUACCGUCGUUCCAGGAUUAUCCGCUUUUCGAAAUCUAUGCUCAGCACGUCAGAAGUAUGUUGGAAUUUCGUUUUCCAGCACACUUCCUGGAUGUGUUAAGAAUGUUGCUGUCAUUGUCCGAGAAGAGCGCUAUCCCUGCAAACGGUUGGUUCUCGUGCCUUUUUGCUGUUUUUGGGAUUAACUUCCAACCUGACAUGGAUCUCUUGGAUUUGCACAAUUUUUACGCACAGAUCGUGGAAUCGCAGAACGGUGUAAAUACUGGACGAAUUCCGCUGGAAAUUACGCUGCUUGUGGUGGAAGAAUUAAGCCAACGUUUCCAUCACGCACGACUAGCGACGAAGAAUUCGCAGAUGUACGGCCUAUACCCGGUGUGGAAAAAUUACAUGAACUCGGUGGUUGUGCUCAACAUUAUUUUUGGUGUUGCGUUGCUCAAUGGAUAUUUAAAGCCGGAGGAUACUUUUGCGAAAAUUGCGGGGCUGUUUGCGCCGUGGAUUAACUAUGUCCGCUUGGACAAAGAAGAUUGCCCACCGUGGCUGCAGGCAGAUACGCCAUACGCUCAAAAAAUGGUGGCCGCUUUUACCAUGUUAUGCUCGAAUGUGAUCGAAAAAUCUCCGGGAAUGUUUGGGAGCAUUUGGGCAUGGUGUUACAACGGGUUUUUUACCGGGAAAUCGGAGACCUUGAUACUAUCGACGAUUUGCAUUGAGAUGUUGACGUUGAAAUGGGAGAAAUUUGUUGCAGAUUAUAACACCAUGCAGCAGUUCCGUUCAAUCUGUGAAAAUGGUCUAAUUCAAGAGGAAACGUUUUUGUCUAACAUUUUGCCGAAGUUACCGUUGAGCUUAAUCGUUACGGUACAUAAGCAGCAUUACCCCCAACACCUGAAUUCCCUUUGUCUGGACCUUAUUAGUAUCAUCGCACAUUUUAGCAUGCAUUCCAGUUUUCGUCCAGGAGCAGAGAUUUUGGAUCAUUUUGUGACCGAAAUGAGCGGUUUUGAUUGGCAUGCACUGGAUUUUGCGUCUCUGAACCACAGCCUAACCGCAGUUGCGAAGAAUCCCGAAGGAAUCGCGAGCCGGAGUGAUGGACCAUUGGAAAACACCCCGAUUAUUCGCUUUCUAUCUUUGAUUACCGAAUUUGAUUUCGACAACCUGAAGCCCAAUCAGGACACCAUGGACAAACGCGCUGUCUUCGUCCACAUAUUUGGCAGAGCCUCCGUUGCAUGGCAUGCGGCCAAAAAUACGGCCACGUUGGUGGAUUUUGUGCAGAAUCUGUUGAAGAAAGUGGAAGAUGUGUGGGCCAGUGCCGAACCCGGUAUUCGGUAUUAUGGUUAUCUGUCGUUGUGCUCGGAAGUGUUCAGUCUGUCUAACUUUGUGACAGAUAAGAAAGUUGACAGUGUGCUACGGGAUUCCCUUAUGAUUUGGAUUGCGAUGUCCUUGGGGAAUCCCUUAUUGGUGCCCAUGAUUACCGCUUGCUGCCGGUCUGUAGCCAUUUUGGAACACAUGGCAAGAUUUUUGGAAAUUCUUAUAGUGUCCUACUUUCGUUCGGCACAUCAUCAAGGCUGGGAUCCGAUAGUCGCGGCAGUCGAACCGCCUGAAUUAAGUGCCGCGGAAUUCGUUAAAGAGAACCUCUCCCAGCAGAAUUUUCUCACGCUGCACGCACAUUUUUGUCGUGUUAUGAAUCAGACUGCGGACAAUCCCAACCGGCGUAUGGAGUUUUUCCGAGAGCUGAUUGACUGGUGUAAAAUCCGUCCAUUACCGGAAUACGAAUCGAAAGUCUUUGUUCUGUGGCACCAAGUCUUGGUGGCGGUGGAGUACAUCGAUAAUGGCACGGAGGUGACAAUUUGCAUGCGGACAUUUGCAGAAACCGUUUCGGGAUUUGCGGAACAAAAAGGGGGGUUUUUAAGUGCCAUUGGAGUAGGGAAGCCGUCGGUGUUGUCGCGGCAUUUUAAAAUGGUUGCGCGGAGUGUGGCGGCGGUGAUCAGUCCGAUGACACCGGCGGGACGGAGUUCGGGUAAAGCGGCGACAUUGGCCAAUGAGACGCGGAACAACUAUGAGGCGAUGAAAGGGAGGAAAGAGUACGCACAGUAUACCGAGGUGUUUGCGGUGGCGGAUGGCUACAUUAGCUCCCAAGGAUCAUUAACGUGGAAGGAUAUUAGGAAAUUGUUGACGGAAUUGUUGCAGAUUUUGUAUAAACAGUACAACUACUUGCCGGUUGCGGAAUGAAUCUAUUUGUUUGUUUUAAUCUUUCGUAUGCUGUCCUUUAAUCCUUUUAAUGCACGAAUUUUGUGAUUUUUUUAAGCUUCCUGUAUAAAUUGCAAACCCCAAAUCGUGAUUAAUAAGCCUUGGCUAAAUUUGUCUUGCGGUACAUGUAAUGCAACUCUGUUGCUUGUGGCUUUUCGUUCCGUGGAUGAAGGUGGAGAAACGUUAUAGCGCGAUAAAUAAAU